Agrilus planipennis (emerald ash borer) is the source of this 2556-nucleotide messenger RNA. It is a transcript of the gene Rabex-5, whose product is annotated as rab5 GDP/GTP exchange factor. The coding region runs from base 54 to 2315 and encodes 753 amino acids. The record is from RefSeq and is a predicted model, not a curated record. Lineage: Eukaryota; Metazoa; Arthropoda; Insecta; Coleoptera; Buprestidae. The transcript is spliced from 8 exons. Gene Ontology annotation, biological process: vesicle-mediated transport. Gene Ontology annotation, cellular component: cytosol; endocytic vesicle. Gene Ontology annotation, molecular function: guanyl-nucleotide exchange factor activity; zinc ion binding; DNA binding.
AUAAUUUCCAUAUUAGUAUAAUUAAAGAAUCAUUUCAAUUUAUAAUUAAAAAUAUGUAUGUAACUAAACGGCCUACAUUAAGGAUAAAUCAGUCUGAUCUAGAGUGUAGAAAUGGUUGUGGGUUUUAUGGAAAUGCAGAAUGGGAAGGGUAUUGCUCUAAAUGCUAUAGAGAAUAUGUUAGAAAAAACCGAGAACUGCAAGGAUCUGAUGGAACUUUAGAUACAAAUAAAACUCAUAUAUCAGGUUUUUCUAAAUUUGAAGAAAAGAAGAGACAACAAACUGAUAAGAAAAACAAGUAUUUGAAAAAUCUUACACCAGUAUUUAGGAAAACAUCAUCAGCCAGAGAAUCAACUCGCUCUGAAAAACACGCACCUAGACAUGCCAAUCCAGAAAUUGAGAAACUUUUAGCAGAGUAUAUUUCAUCUUUUGGUUCAUGGGGUGAAAAUGUUCGAAAUGAUUUUUUAAAAUGCAGUAAUUCUGUUUAUACAAAAGUGAUAAGUGAAAUUGAUUGCAAACCCAUUGAUGAAAUAGCAGAUUUAGUUCAGAGAUAUUACACAAUGUUUUCAAAUCGAUUACAGAUCGAACAAGUGUAUGAACAUGUGAGUCCAGAAGCUAAAGAUCAAAUUUUUGAUUUCUUUGAAAAAUUUGUAAUGGUAUAUUUGUACAGUAUUUUGUUUUGUCCUUACACAACUGUUGAUGAAGAAAAAGAUUUGCUUAUUCAAGAAAGAAUUCGUAAACUAAGCUGGGUGAAUGCUUAUCAUUUAGGUUGCUGUAUUAGCGAAACAAGUAUGGAAGUAAGAGAAUUAGUAUAUACAGCAAUUACUGAACUUUUAGGAAUGGAUUCAGUAAAAGCGCCCCAAGAAAAAUUGACUUGCGUCGUUAAAUGCUGCAGAAGUAUAAUGGAAGUAUUACAACAUUGCCAAGGUGGUCCCGUUAGUGCUGACGAAUUUUUGCCUGCUUUAAUUUUCAUUGUAUUGAAAGCUAAUCCGGCACGUCUUAAAAGUAACAUGAACUUCGUUACCAGAUUUUGCAAUGCACAAAGGUUGAUGCAAGGCGAAGGAGGAUACUAUUUUACAAAUCUGUGUUGUGCAGUAUCGUUUAUCGAAAGUCUAACUGCGGAGUCACUAAAUAUGCCAGAAAAUGAAUUUAAGGCAUACAUGACUGGUGCUAUAACCCCCGUCAGUGCUUGGGAAUCUGCUUUAGUUGCCUGCGAAAGUAUGCACCAGCUUUGUGAACAUUUGACGCAACUGAAGAUGUUAUCAGAUAGAAUUGACACGGUCAAACAAGGUGCUGAUACACUGAAAAGUAAUAUAGAAAAGUUUAAAGUAAGUUUUAAAUGUUGUGCAGUAUCGUUUAUCGAAAGUCUAACUGCGGAGUCACUAAAUAUGCCAGAAAAUGAAUUUAAGGCAUACAUGACUGGUGCUAUAACCCCCGUCAGUGCUUGGGAAUCUGCUUUAGUUGCCUGCGAAAGUAUGCACCAGCUUUGUGAACAUUUGACGCAACUGAAGAUGUUAUCAGAUAGAAUUGACACGGUCAAACAAGGUGCUGAUACACUGAAAAGUAAUAUAGAAAAGUUUAAAACGGAAAUAACUACGAAAGUAGCAUCAACCCUGGAAAGAAUUCCAAUUAUCAUAAAACCGCCACAAAAACUUUUUAUUUGGAGUAAGGAUAGACUUUUCGGAAAUAAAACAAAAUUAGUGACCUCAUCAAACAGUAACGAAAAGAAUUCGUUGGACGAAAGUAUAAAUCAUGAAGACAAACCAGGCCCGUCAAAUUAUUAUUGGAAAAACCUACAGAUUCAAUCUUUUGGUUUUCCAUUUGACGCUCUUGAAAAACCUAAAUUCGAAAAACAUGAUCUUUCCAUAAUAAAAGAUGUAGCCUUUUCGCCUACAAAAAACACACCCACAAUUGCUAGUCUGUCAGGUUUAUCUGGUGUAAGCUACGACAUCGAUUUAUCUGAUUUAAGUGCCGAAAAUAGCAUUGCAGAAGAGGUAACACCAGAAAAACUAAAACCAAGUUGUAAGUCAGAUCCUUUCAGUCCUGACGACAAAUUUUCUUUGGAUUCUUUCUCACCUGUACCCGAUUUCUCUGGAAAUUUAGAUGCUACAAACGAUUCGGAAAUUAAUACCUCUGUAAUAGACAAAAUAGGAGGUACACCAACGUCAAAUUUACCAUCUCCUUUAAAACCAACUACAUCCUUUGUGGGCAUAACCAAACAGGGUUGGCAAAUACCAAACAUUCCUUGUAAUACAGGAGAAUUUAAUUCAGUGGGAUUAACUGAAGCAAGUUCGAGUCAAAAAGAAUCUGGUAAUUGAUAAAGAAAAUCUGAGAUGAUUAAGUAAUCUGUCAAUGAUAUAGUGAAAGUAAAAUGGAAUAAAGAUUUACUCAUAAACACUUAAAAGCUCAUCAUCUUUAUCCAAAAAGGUUAGUGAAAAAGUUUGGAAGGAGUUGAUUACCUACAUAAUUACAUGCAAAUUCGUGUUAUGUUAUAUAUGUAUGUAAGUAUUAUAAAUAUAUUGUGAAAGCAUUCUUUGCAAAAUAAAAUAUAAUAAUGUA